This is a messenger RNA of Paralichthys olivaceus (Japanese flounder), 1042 nucleotides long. Lineage: Eukaryota; Metazoa; Chordata; Actinopteri; Pleuronectiformes; Paralichthyidae. The record is from RefSeq and is a predicted model, not a curated record.
CCUCACUCACACACACACAUCCUGACUCAGGCUUGGUCUCGGAGUCACAGUUGUCUGCUCUGAGUGAGGCCGUGGUUCCUGACACUGACAUGGAGCUGCACUUUGCACGAAAACCCCUUCCCCAGAGCCACCUGGGUGAUGAGAAGCAACAGAUGCUGAACCUGAACGGACGCCUGGAGACCUACCUGAGUCGGGUCAAACACCUGGAGGAGGAAAAUCUGAUGCUUGCAGAGGAGAUUGGAGCUCUGAGACGCAGCAACCACGGAGCUUCCACUCGCAGGAAGGGCUUAGAGGAGGAGCUGCGUCAGGCAAGACUGGAGCUGGAUGCAGCCUGGGCGGACAGGGCCCACACGGAGAUGGAGGUCGGCAGGCUGGCCGAGGAGUUUCAAGUCCUGGACCUGCAGAGGCAGAGGGAGGCUCAAGCUCACGUCAAGGCCAAGAAGAUGCUGGAGCAAAGCAGGAAGGAGCUGGACGAGGAACAGAGGGCACAGAUGUGGCUGAGACAGCAGGUCAGCCAGCUGGAGCAAGAGAUGAGUCACCUCAUUCAAACCCAUCAGGAGGAUGUGGCCCACAUGGAGUCUACAUUGAUCCAUUCCAGAGCCACGAUACCCCCCAUGGCUCAAAGGGGCAACCAGACACCAAACCUCCUCCAGCUGGGGCAGGAGUUCUCCCAGAGGGCUGCCAGAGCCUGGCAGGAGGCCGCAGAGUCCCACCAGGUCCAGUUGGCUCAGCUGGAGGAGUCACUCAACCAGGCCAGGGGCCGUUUGACCCAAGUGGUCCAGGAGAAGGGCGAGAGCCAACUGAGGCUCCAAGCCCUGGAGAAGGAGAUCGACUCAGCUCAGGACGUCAGGCUGCAUCUGGAGAAGACAGCAGCUCAGCAGAGAGACAAACACAACCAGGAGAUCCAGCAGCUGCAGGCGCACUUGGAGGGCCUGGAAGCUGAGAGGGAGGAUCUGGGCCGACAGAUUGAGCGUCUCCUCCUGGAGAACCGAGGCCUGCUGCAGAUGAAGAUGUCUCUGGGUCUCGAGGUGUCAACGUACAG